UUGUUUUUGUUCCCUGUGUAUUUCUUAUUUUUUUUAACCACGUGAGAUGUCUAACUGAAAUGUUCGAGUCUUUUUUUAUCCACAAAUUCGUUUUUCUUCAGUUAUGUAUUCAACUCAGGAAUUGGAACUCUUUCCUGAUCGUACUGUAACUCAGUUGCUAUUCAAAGAUGUCAAAAACGCUGCAGAAUUGAGGAAAAAUGCCAUGGAAGGAAAGAUUAAUGGUGCCUUGAUAAACCCGUCUAUGAUAGUGAACCCCUUCCAGGUGCUCGUGGCAGCAAACAAGGCGGUCCAUUUACAUAGUACUGGAAAAAUGAAGACACGGAGUUUAUAUUCCGAAAUCAUCUACAACCUUUCACCCACUAAUAAUAUUUCAGAGGCCUUCAAGAGGUUUGGGAUGUCAGACAGUGACAGUGCUGUUCUCAUAGUUCUAGUCCAUCUCAAAGAGGAGACGCAGCACAUGACUGACAUCAUUGCCAAGGUGGAUGGACAACAGAUCCCAGUUGAAGAUGUCUCCAUGUUGACCGACCCAGCUAAGGUCAAAAAGCUGUACAAAACCACACCCCAGGAGGAUACGUGUCUACUGGACGCUGUUGUCUGCAGGAUGGCAACCAAAGAUGUCAUGUAGCUCAGCAAGAAGACAUGGCAGCAAAUGGAACCAUUCAUGUUAUAUUAUUUUUUUUUAGUUGUUGAGCGUUUCACAUUGUGCAACAACAUCAAUGUCAUAAAUGAAAUGUUUUCCUCCUCGAAUAUGUUAUUAAACAUGUUUAUUUUUA
Messenger RNA from Salvelinus fontinalis (brook trout), 773 nucleotides. It is a transcript of the gene tprkb, whose product is annotated as Tp53rk binding protein. Gene Ontology annotation, cellular component: nucleus; cytosol; EKC/KEOPS complex. The record is from RefSeq and is a predicted model, not a curated record. The transcript has 4 exons. Bases 104 to 625 code for a protein of 173 amino acids. Gene Ontology annotation, biological process: telomere maintenance via recombination; tRNA threonylcarbamoyladenosine modification. Lineage: Eukaryota; Metazoa; Chordata; Actinopteri; Salmoniformes; Salmonidae.